GCGCAUUGUUGUACAGUCGUCUCUAUACCCCUCUAAAAAACGAAGGAGAGUUUAUCGUGGCUCAACGACGGGGCUCGAGGAGCCGCCUCGGGAUAAUCGUGUGGUGCGCGCUGCGUUCACGCGCUGCGCGUACCGAUCAUCUCCCGGUGGUUGAAUUUAUAAUAAACGACAGUACAGUGAGAAAAAAGCGCAGGCGACGCAGACAGAAGAAGAGUUGAGAGGAGUUGUAAACAAUAGUGGGAGUUAACGGUAUUGGAGAGCGGGAUUAAAGUGCAAAGGUGUGGGUGUUUGUUUGAGUGUUCGUUUAAAAUAGAAAAAUUAAAUUCAGUUGCGGUUGGGAUUAAUAAGUGUGGAAGUGUGGAUACCUUGGACUGUAACCCGCCACCGGCGCUGCCCCCGCGGCGCCCACCCUGGCCGCCAAACAGUGAACUCAGUACAGCGACACUAAGGUGCAUCGGGGUAGCUGCCGGCACGGCUUGUGGUAGUUCAAGUUCAAGUUGUUGCAGUGCUUCCACGGAAUCAAUUGGGGGAGGUAGACGGGAUUGGGGUAAUGAGGGGUGGGAUAAUCAAGGAGUGAGGUGUCAGCGGAAACAGCCGCCCACGACGUCGAUCGGGCCACCACUGUAUCCAGCACCACCAAGGCCACCUAGUAGAAACGGUGGGGAUGAAGUGCGUGCGCGGGCGGGUAGCGGCCGGGAGACAAAUGGACCCCCGCGUGUCCUCCAAUCCCCGCGGGCCGGUUGGGCAGUGCGUGCAGGCCCCUCAUCAUCAACCCCAUCGCCAACAACCUCCCACAACCCCCAAUGGAGCGACCGCCUACCCGUAUCACCCCUGCCAUCCCCGCGAAAUCCCCCGCCACCGUCGAUCCCUGGUAACCAAAGCCAGACUGCGCUCCCACCACCAGACAAUUCACAACCCCCAAAUCGCCAGGUUGUGUCGAGCCCCCGAUGGCCGGAGCGUCUAGAACUCCGUGGAGUAUCGCCCCUGAUGUCAACAAAUGGACAAAAUUCGCCGUCACGGCCGGCCUCGUCGGCCUCAAGCGGCUCAUCCACUAGUAAUUUACCCCGUGUCCACGGCCACGACCACACAAGACCAUUGCCACCGCCAAGAUUGGAGCAAAUGCCGGCUGUCUCAACGAUAGCAGUACCCUUAACAUCACCCCUGCCGCCCUUAUCAGCGUCCAGCAGUUUCAGAUCGCGCUUGCCCCUGACCAACUCCCUGAGCGAUUCGCUCUCGUCGCCACGCGGGAGCGAGAGAAGCCAAGUUGGCGAGGUCACCCUGACAGUGCCUCGUCCCGACGGUGAGCGGGCUGUCAACGAAUACGUGGAGACCCCAUUCCGCCAGGCGCACACCACAAAUCCAAGUCAAAAGUGCAUGAAGACAGAGAGAAGACAUCAUCACUUGGCGCAUCAUCACAAGAGCGACUCGCGUCUUCCCCGAAGACAUCAGCAAACUCUCCUGCAAUCGUCGCCAAGUGCACCUGUCACCAAACAACCGGUGUCAUUCACAAAGGAGCCAGCCAACACCAUUGGCACUGGUAGCAUUGGCCCUCGCUCUAACGACCCUAGUCUAUCCAUAAUGUGCGACUACUGCGGCAAAUGCAGGUGUGAAUCCUGUCGUGAGCCACCACCUCUGCCCAGCCGUUGGCUGUGCGAUAAUACCUGUUUCUGUUCAGCUGAGACAGCUCUCGAUUAUGCGUCGUGCUUGUGCUGCGUUAAGGGCCUCUUCUAUCAUUGUGGUGAUACUGGUAGUGGUGGAGACUCAGAGGCCGGUGGUAGCUGUGCCGACGAGCCGUGCUCGUGCUCUGGCUCGAGAAAGGGCGCAAGGUGGGCGUGUUUGGCAGCGUUAACAAUGGUAUUACCAUGUCUAUUGUGCUACUGGCCACUCAAGGGAUGUGUCACUAUUUGCGAGGCCUGCUAUGCCAGGCAUGCUGCACAGGGCUGCAGGUGUGAUCCCAAUGCCAGGCACAAUGAUAACGAAAUUGUUGUCACGAGGGACUCCAGGGAUCCGGAGAAGAGACUGCUCGAUCCUGUUACGCCGGAAUUGUGAGAUUUUUACCAUUUGUUGUUUUUUUUAAGAACGCUAAUCUGUGAGGUUACGAGUUUUAACAGGAAUGUACCAAAGUGAGGAGUUUAUGGGAGUGGAUUUUUAAGUUGUGUGUAGCUCUGAUGGAACGAUCGGUUGGGAGUUACAAGUGCGCAAUUAGUACAAGAGUUGCAUUUAAGGGGCGAUUUCAGAGGGACUGUUUAUUUUUCGAUGCCCAAGUGUCUUUUCCCCCCUUUUUUUGUAUUUAUUGUUUUCUCCGAGGGACUACGGGCGGAAGGGGAUGUGUGAGAGGGAUAUUUCUUUUUUUUUCUUUCGUGGGGGUUGCGGUGUGAAAAAAAAGAUAAUAUGACGGUCACACGUAUGCAGAUGAUUAAACAACAGAGACAUGUACACGACACUUACAGCGUAGAUAGCGGUAUAUAUUAUAAAUAUAUAAAUAACUAUAUGCAAGGAUUAAGAAAACACGAAAAACAAGAAAUUAAAUAUAUAUUGUAUAUUACAUUUGUAUAAAGAAAACAUGAAAAACAAAAACUUUUCUACAGUUUAAUUUAUUCGUGGGCGUCGUCGAUUUGAUGUGAGACCGCGGCAGGCUCCAGGUAGAGACGAAUAUCGGUGGUUUUUUUGGUAGAUUGAGCAGUUCGGAAAUGAUGAUUUGAAAUGGGAAAUUGAAUUUCAGGGGCGAAGCGGUGAAACGGUUUUAGAAAUUCAGUGGUGAAGUGGUCAAAGGGUUUAAGGCAAUUCCAUUCUGGCGCCAGGUCUCGAUGAAUAUCGCGAAUUCUGAAGGAGUUGGGGAAAUUUUCCUAAAAAUCUUUUUUGUAGAGAAAAGUCUUCGAUUUCACUGUCGAGAAAGAUCUUACAAAAAUCAACUGGGGGCUAAAUCGACUUGAACCUUGAAAUUGACUACUUCACUACUGAAUUUUUGGAAUGCUGUAGAAACGGUCCUGUCAAGAAUGUCGCCAUCUCCCUUAGAUUUUGAGAUAUUCACUGAAAACUGGCGAUUACACUGAUGGAGAAAAUGAUUUUU
Messenger RNA from Diachasma alloeum, 3070 nucleotides. RefSeq names its product protein sprouty (gene sty). The transcript is spliced from 2 exons. The record is from RefSeq and is a predicted model, not a curated record. Bases 988 to 2049 code for a protein of 353 amino acids. Gene Ontology annotation, biological process: negative regulation of Ras protein signal transduction; negative regulation of fibroblast growth factor receptor signaling pathway; negative regulation of MAP kinase activity. NCBI's taxonomy places the organism in Eukaryota, Metazoa, Arthropoda, Insecta, Hymenoptera, Braconidae. Gene Ontology annotation, cellular component: membrane; cytosol.